UCUCGAUCUCUCAGACCCAAACAUUUAAACCCUAGUUAACCCGAGAUCCCACCAGGCCAGCAAUCCAAACAGGGGGUAUUUGAGGGAUAGCAUAAUGCAAAGAAGAGUAAAAGGACAGGGGUAUUUGAGGGAUAGCAUGAUCUAAGGAAGAGUACUAAUGUAUUACCCUAGUGAAAGAAGGGAGAGGGAAUAGCUGGGUAAGUAUGAUGGUCCUCUCCUUUUUUUUCCCCUCUGAUGAAGGAUGGAUCUGGAUAGAGGGAAGGAUAGCUUCUGAUAAGCCACUGCAGAGGUAGCAGCAGCGGCAGCCUGGGCCGGCAGGGGUAUCCUAUACUUGCCGUGAGCCGCGGAGUCGGAAAGCCGAGAUAAAUAAAGAUCGCAGCCACGGUCUUCACAGGUUUAUUUAUGAAAGAAAGCUAAGACACCAAGUCUUCAAACUCCAAAUCUCGUAGUUCAUGAAAUCGGUGCAACUCUACGGUUUAGAAGCUCUCUUUCUGUUGUUUUGAAAUAUUUUGGGAGAUCUGGUAAAGAGAGAGGAAAGCAAGUCAGUUGGCUCUGAUCCCUUCAAGGAAAGAGUUCCAAGGAAAAGGAGGAAAUCCUAAGGGAAGCUCAAAUCUUGAAAGUAGGAGAAGUGAAACGAGACGUUUGUUCUUGGAUCUAUAACUCUUCAGUUUCUUUCAUGAAGAAUUACCAGCAGGAAGCCAAGGAUUUUGGAAGAAAAUUAAUGAAAGUGGAGGGUAGAGAAGAAAUUGUAAUCUGUAUCACGUGGUAGAAAAAUAAAUUUACGGAGUAGCAGCAGCGCGCGGCAAGCUAUAAGAGACUGGAAAAUUAGUAUAGCUGAUUCCCUUGUCUUUGUUGGUUUCUUGAGCUAAUAGUCGAAGAAGAAAAGCUGGCGAACCGGUGGUGGGCUGGCAGCGUGGCCAUGGGAGGUGUCGACCCGGUCGUCACCUCUCAGACCUCAGCCUCUCCUCUCCAUCUCCGCAGCUUCACCAACUCCCACCUUAGCCCUCAUCGGCAGGACCAAGACCCCAACCCCACCACCACCAUCAGCAGCGGCAGCAACAACCACCCAAACGACGACGAAGCCAACGCCGACGAUCAGUCCCCAGCCAAUGGCCUCGAUGUCGUCGAGGGCGGAUCCGCAGGCGGAGGGGGCCCCGGCCGACGGCCCCGCGGCCGCCCUCCCGGAUCCAAGAACAAGCCGAAGCCGCCCAUUAUCAUCACCCGGGAGAGCCCGAAUGCCCUCCGCUCCCACGUCCUGGAGAUCGCUAGCGGGACCGACAUCAUGGACGCCAUCGCCGUGUUUGCUCGCCGGAGGCAGCGCGGGGUCUCCAUUCUCAGCGGCAGCGGCGUUGUGACUGACGUAACUCUCCGCCAGCCUGCGGCGCCACCGGGGGCCGUCGUCACCCUCCACGGCCGCUUCGAGAUCCUCUCCCUCUCCGGGGCCUUCUUGCCGGCGCCAUCGCCUCCGGGAGCCACGGGUCUGACCGUGUAUCUCGCCGGCGGGCAAGGGCAGGUGGCGGGGGGCAAGGUGGUAGGGGAGCUGGUGGCUUCGGGGCCGGUGAUGGUCAUCGCCGCCACGUUCACCAACGCCACCUACGAGAGGCUGCCACUCGGGGACGAGGAGGCCGACGCGGCGGCGGGGGCGGCCGCGCCGGGGGGAGCGGAGGGGAUGGCAGCUCUGCAGCAAAGCCCCCCGGGGGGGAACGGAUCGGCGUCGCAGCAGUCGUCGCAUGGAGGGUUGGCGGCCGUGGACCCGUCGUCAAUGCCACCGCUGUAUAACCUGCCACCGAAUCUGCUGCCCAACGGCCAGAUGCCACACGAGGUGUUCGGCGCUUGGGCUUCCGCGGCCCCUCGUCCUCCACCAUCCUACUAAUAUAAGUCCUGCUCUCUUCCUCUCCCUCUCUCUCUCUCUCUUCCCCUCACCCCCUUCUCUCUCUCUAUAGUUUAGCCAAUAAAAAGAAAAAAAAUAUUUGUGCUCCUUUGUUUCCUUUUAUCAUUAUUAUCAUUAUUAUUAUUUCUGUUUGCUUGUUUAAUUAUUGUGUUGAUGUCAUUGCAUGUGUUAUUUUGUAAACUAUCCAUGUACUACUGUAGAACUAGACAAUUCCGAUGAAAAUGUCGCCUUUUUCGAGUCUAUAUUUUUGUGUAAGUUUCAAUUGAAUGUCGUUUCUUUUC
This is a messenger RNA of Phoenix dactylifera (date palm), 2172 nucleotides long. The record is from RefSeq and is a predicted model, not a curated record. NCBI's taxonomy places the organism in Eukaryota, Viridiplantae, Streptophyta, Magnoliopsida, Arecales, Arecaceae.